Molecule: messenger RNA, 597 nt
Organism: Saccharomyces kudriavzevii IFO 1802
Lineage: Eukaryota; Fungi; Ascomycota; Saccharomycetes; Saccharomycetales; Saccharomycetaceae
Gene: PRE1
Product: proteasome core particle subunit beta 4
Exons: 1
Coding region: 1-597 (198 amino acids)
Biological process (GO): proteasomal protein catabolic process
Cellular component (GO): nucleus; cytosol; proteasome core complex, beta-subunit complex
Molecular function (GO): peptidase activity
Source: RefSeq, a predicted model, not a curated record
AUGGAUAUCAUUCUAGGCAUUCGUGUACAGGAUUCCGUCAUUCUAGCCUCCUCUAAGGCAGUAACGAGAGGUAUCUCUGUCUUGAAAGAUUCAGACGAUAAGACGAGACAGCUAUCGCCACACACAUUAAUGAGUUUUGCCGGUGAAGCCGGUGAUACUGUUCAAUUCGCCGAAUACAUUCAGGCCAACAUCCAAUUAUACUCCAUCAGAGAAGAUUAUGAACUAUCUCCACAAGCCGUGUCUAGUUUUGUUAGAAAAGAAUUGGCCAAAUCGAUCAGAUCAAGAAGGCCUUACCAAGUUAACGUAUUAAUUGGAGGGUAUGACAAAAGGAGGAACAAACCGGAAUUAUAUCAAAUUGACUAUUUAGGUACUAAAGUAGAAUUACCUUAUGGUGCUCAUGGUUAUUCAGGGUUUUAUACGUUUUCUUUACUAGAUCGCCAUUAUAGACCUGACAUGACUACUGAAGAAGGCUUAAAUCUACUAAAACUUUGUGUACAAGAGCUAGAGAAAAGAAUGCCAAUGGAUUUCAAGGGCGUCAUCGUAAAAAUUGUGGAUAAAGAUGGCGUAAGACAAGUGGAUGAUUUCCAGACGCAGUGA